AUGAGCGAAAAGAGAAGAAUAAGCCUUGUAGCAUGCUCAUACGAACGCUUCAUCUGGGGUUUCACUCUCAACCCCAACAAACAAACCCUAAACCCUCUCUUCUCCUACCCUUCCCAUCUCUCCCUAAUCAAAUUCGUCGCCAUCUCCGGUUCCGUCGUCGCCUCCGGCGGCUCCGACGACACUAUCCAACUCUACAAUCUCUCCGCCGCUUCCUCCCUCGGUUCCCUCACCCACCACUCCUCCACCGUCACCGCUCUCUCGUUCUACUCGCCUCCUCAUCUUCCUUUCCCUCGCAAUCUCGUUUCUGCAGAUGCCGACGGUUCCCUCGCGAUCUUCGAUGCUGACGGUUUCGUUCAUCUCAAGACACUUCCUGUUCAUAAAAAGGCUAUCAAUGAUCUAGCUCUUCAUCCGUCCGGGAAGCUUUCCCUGACUGUUUCGCGGGAUAAUUAUUUUGCGAUGGUGAACCUUGUUCGUGGUCGGAGGAGCUUUUGUUGUCGGUUGGAUAAAGAGGCGUCAAUUGUUCGAUUUGAUGCUUCCGGUGAUUCGUUUUUCAUGGUUGUUGAUAAGGUUGUUUCUGUUCAUCAAGCGGAAGAUGCUAGGUUAUUGCUUGAAUUGCAAUGCCAGAAUCGUGUUUUAUGCGCUGCACCUGCUAGGGUUAUACUCUACUGCAUACAUGUGCUGCAAUUAUUAUGGAGAGAAUUCAUCAAAGUUAUGGAGAGAAUUCUCUUUGCUGUAUUCACUUGUGUUCUAGCACUUGGAGGUUCGAUAAUAGGAACAAUAGGAGGAGCUAUAAAAGGCCAAACCACAGAAGCUGGUUUUCUUGAUGGAGCUUGCAAAGGAGCAAUUGGAGGAGCCAUUGCAACCAUAGAGUUUAUGAGUUUAGCUUCUGAUGGUGAGUCAUUUUCCAAGGUUGCUUUGUUGACAAGUUUAUUAAAUAGAAAAGUGUUUAUGGAAUGGAUAUGUCCAACUGUGGCACAAGCUUAUAUAAAUUCAGUAGAAGGAGCUUAUGGAGGAGUGGUUUCAGAUAUUUAUGACAGCAUGGGAGUUAAAGGGAUGUCACAAACUUGUAUUAUGAAACUCCCAUUUCAUAAAUUUAACUCUUCCGACAAAAUUAUGAAAUUAUACAAUGAAUCAUGCUGCUCAAUUUGCUUCCAGGAUUUUGAGAACGGAGAAUUGGUGAGAAUACUUCCAAAAUGUUGUCACAUUUAUCAUUUAGAAUGCAUUGACAAAUGGCUAGUACAACAAGGAUCGUGUCCUAUUUGUAGAACUUAUAUUCUUCAAUAG
Vicia faba (fava bean) is the source of this 1284-nucleotide messenger RNA. NCBI's taxonomy places the organism in Eukaryota, Viridiplantae, Streptophyta, Magnoliopsida, Fabales, Fabaceae. The record is from the annotation of a GenBank genome assembly.